AUGGCUUCGGAAACGGUCACACAAAGCCCACUUAACCGCGCCGAUGAAGUUCAGGAUCUCCUCACCGCAAUACAAAAUCUCAUCAUUCCCUUCAUCCGUGCCGCCGACGAAGACGCCCUCACCAAACCCACCGGUCAUGGUCUCCAGAUCUCCGGCGGCGGUCCCAGGACCGUUCUAGUAGAGCACCACCCACCCAAAAAGCUGGAGUCUCUUCUAGCCCAAGAAUUGGAAAUCGACAAUGCUGGAACAGAGAAAGAAGGAGGAGAAGGCCAGGGAAAAGACGGACUUGUAAAACUAGUCUCAAGCAUACUAAAAUACAGCGUAAACACAUGGGAUCAAGGGUUUCUCGAUAAGCUAUAUGCGAGCACAAAUGCAGUGGGUGUGGUUAGUGAAUUGUUACUCGCGGUAUUGAAUACCAAUGCACACGUCUACACCGUCUCUCCUGUCCUAACGCUCAUCGAAAAGCGCACAACAACCUACCUGGCCUCUCUCUUCUCCCUCCCCUCUUCCACAUCCGGCGGACUCACCCUCCCCGGCGGCAGCGCCAGCAACAGCACCGCCAUAACCCUCGCCCGCAACACCCUCUACCCCCUCACAAAAACCGAAGGUAACGCCUCCUUCAACUUUACCCUCUUCACCUCAGAACACGGCCAUUACUCCAUCGAAAAAGCCGCAAACAUCCUCGGCUUCGGAACCAAAAACGUAAUCACCGUGCCCGUCGACGAGAACGGCUGUAUGAUUCCAUCCGCUCUCGAGCAGAAAAUCAACGAGAGCAGACAGAGAGGCGAAACACCACUUUUUCUCAACGCAACAGCUGGAACCACCGUCCACGGCUCUUUUGACCCGUUUUCUGCUCUCGCGGAUAUCUGCAAGAAGGAAAAUAUUUGGUUCCACAUUGAUGGCUCGUGGGGCGGUUCCGUAGUCUUCUCCCCUAAAUACCGCGCUUCCCGUCUCGCGGGCGCAGAGUUAGCUGACAGCAUAACCAUCAACCCGCACAAGAUGCUCGGCACGCCAAUGACGUGUUCGUUCCUACUCGCGCGCGAUAUGAACCAAAUGCACAAAGCACUCACGUUACCCGCGGGUUACCUCUUCCACGGCUCCACAGACUCCGUAGACGCGCAGGAUAUCUACGACCUCGGUGACUUAUCCCCGCAAUGUGGUCGGCGCGCCGAUAGUUUGAAAUUGUUUCUCGCGCUGAAAUACUACGGCCCAGAGCACUUUGCUCGCCUCGUCGAGACAGCGUAUGAACGUGCGGAGUACCUACUCAGCAAAGUCAAUGAAAGUGAGAAUCUUGUGGCUAUUAGCCCUGAGCCGCUGCCUUGUUUGCAGGUGUGUUUUCAUUAUGCAAAGGGUGGCGUAUUGGGAGAGGACAAGAAGGGGAAUAGUAGGACGACGACGGAGAUUGCGCAGAGGUUAGUGAGGAGGGGUUUCAUGGUUGAUUUUGCGCCGGGGGAGAGGGGAAAGUUUUUUAGGGUCGUGGUUAAUGGGGGGACGUUGGUGGACACGUUGGAUGGGCUUGUCAAGGCGAUUGAGGAGAGUGGUAGGGAGUUGGGGUUCUAA
Pyrenophora tritici-repentis Pt-1C-BFP is the source of this 1560-nucleotide messenger RNA. RefSeq names its product GadB, Glutamate decarboxylase and related PLP-dependent protein. Gene Ontology annotation, molecular function: carboxy-lyase activity; pyridoxal phosphate binding. Gene Ontology annotation, cellular component: cytoplasm. The record is from RefSeq and is a predicted model, not a curated record. Lineage: Eukaryota; Fungi; Ascomycota; Dothideomycetes; Pleosporales; Pleosporaceae. Gene Ontology annotation, biological process: carboxylic acid metabolic process.